Messenger RNA from Crotalus tigris (Tiger rattlesnake), 3789 nucleotides. Its product is annotated as interferon alpha/beta receptor 2-like. NCBI's taxonomy places the organism in Eukaryota, Metazoa, Chordata, Lepidosauria, Squamata, Viperidae. The transcript has 10 exons. Gene Ontology annotation, molecular function: protein binding; interleukin-22 receptor activity. The record is from RefSeq and is a predicted model, not a curated record. The coding region runs from base 1902 to 3521 and encodes 539 amino acids.
UUUUCUUUGGCGUUGUUCCUGUGGCAUGAACUUUGACCUGAGUCUGAGUGCCCCCUUUGGUAUCUGUGGGUUAAUCCUAUUAUGUCCUGUCUUAGAGUUAGGGUGGGGUUUGUAGAUUUUAAGUGUCUUUGUCUUUUUUAAUCUUCUAGCUUCAACCUUCCUGAAUGGUUUACAUCUGCAUUUCUACAGAGCUGGUUUCUGCUUGGGGGAGGGAGACAGAAAAACUGGGCAUACUUUUCUGCCUUUUUAAGAUCCUUUGAGAAAAUAUAUUUGCCUGCCCUUUUAAUAUUUCCUUUUGGGGGGGGCUGACUUCCCACAUCUAUCUGCUAUCAUUGUCAACAUUUGUGACUCUGUAUCUUCUACUAGCAGCAAAACAAAAAAUAGCUGUUUCAGGGCUGAAACUUUCUGAUCCCCAAAUAUCCCAUUCUAGACUCAGCAGAGCUGUUCCAAUAUCACCAAAAUAUUCUAACAUGAGGAUAGACCAUUCUGACCUUACCAGAAGUUAUCCCAUCUCUAAACAUUUUGUACACAUCUUGUAAACAUUUCAGCAGGUGGUUGGCCUUGAAAGUCUACUCUUCAGUACUAUUGAAAGCCCUUGGUGAUAGCUGUUCACUGUUGCAUUCCCAGUUUUUACACAUCUUUGCACAUUUUUAAAUUAUUGUUAUUUGUGUUGCUCCUGUCAUUUGUCUUUAUCUGAGUUAUGAAGACAGGAAUUGCAUAUCAGUCAGAGUAAGCUCAAAUCAGAAUGCCUUAUAAGAAUUGAAAAAUAAACUGACAAAACCAAUAUUAACAACACAGAUUUGUAACUGCUUCUGCAGUUUGAUAAACUACUAGACCUUUACCUACAGCAUAGCUUUAUCAGCUAAUGUUUUGCUUUCAAGACUUAUUAGAAUGGAUUCCUGAUUUUAAAAGUCCCUCUUUGAGGGAGAUGGGCAGUUCAGAAAUGUCAAAAAUAAAUAAAUAAAUAACUAUGUUAUAGACUUUUGCCACAAUGAAAUCAGAGUAAUUCGUUUUAUUGUGACUACUAUUUAAUUCAGUCAAAGCCAAGCUUGGCUGCUUUAUCUUCCUUCCAUGCAAUUGUGCAUAGAAAUUGCUCUAAAUGAGAGAAAUCUAUGUCUGUAUUUCUGUACAUAAAAUAUGUACAGCCAUCAGAGAUUGAUUAAAGGUUCCAGGGAAAAAAAGGAUUAGUUCAUUUGGCUUCCUCUGACUUUUAAAUGGUGCGUUCUGGAAGCUGUGGUUGAACAAAUGGGUUGCAGUUUUGAAUUGCUGUACCCUUUGCUUGAAUACUAAGUAACACUGUAUGCUGAGCUUUAAAAGUACUUAGAAACAAAAUUGUUUUAGCUGGAGUAUAUCAAGUUUCAAUUCCUUCUUUUAUAGGAACUGUUGUGCUAUAAGUUGCACUUUAGGGGAGGAAUAAACUAAAGACUUAGUUGGAAAAAAUGUUGAUUUCAUAAUUUUAACAAGGAGCUAUUAAAUAUAAGCAGACUUCAAUCUUGGACUGUUACAUUGAGUUAUAUUGCAUUGUAUCCUUUGGCAAGUGAACAGAAGCUCUGUGUUUUUGUUUUUGUGUAUAUGCACACACCCACCUACAUUGUUUCUACUACCGGUAGUAUGAAAUCUCAUACUGUUCUGGAGGUCCUCCAGCUCUUUGGAGCAACUUGAAUAGCAGAGGCCUGCAGAGAGAAGAGAGAAAACAGAAAAUCAUUUUCCUUUCCCGUUUAAAAACCUCUUACAUCAAAAAGCCUUAUUUGAAUAGCAAAGGACAUAGCAAAGCUUUAACAUUAUAGUACAUUGUUUUAAACAGCCAGGUUUGUUAUUUUUUGAACAUUGUUUCACUCGGUCCGUUGCAGAUGCAGAAUUAACAUCAACACUUAAUUGCUAGGAUGUGUUUUUAAACUACAAUGGCAUUUUCCAAGAAACCACUGAAUUUCUGCAAACUUGUAUGUGUCAGUGCAAUAACUUUGACUUUUAGCAACGUACUUGAAACAUCUGAAUCACCACUCAUUCUGAAGAUGAAACCAGAGGAUUUUGAGUACAUUUUAUCAUGGAAAGCUGGAAAUAGUUCAAGGACAUCAGCAUGCUACACAGUGAUGUAUACAAUGAAAAGAAAUGUUAGCUGUAAUUUCCUUACCAUGGGAACAGAGUUGAAAUCAGCAGCAAAAGGCCAGGAACAAGUUAAUUCUUACAACUCUAGGUCUCAGGAAAGCCAGGAUUCAGACCAUCGUGUUGUGGGACCAGGGAAGCUGGCUACUUGCCCAGCUUUCUCAGAAACAGAUGCACAGAGAGCAGAAAUGAACUACUAUCUAAGAAAAUCAGACUUGAAGACAGUCCAGGAAUGUACUAGUAUUACAAGACUGUUCUGCAAUCUAACAAAUGAAUUUGCAGAUUUUUGCCAAGGAGAUGCAUUUAUUAUAGUACAGCAAGAUACCAGCAAUAGAACAAAUUAUUCAGAUAUUCUACGAUUCAGUCCAUAUACUCAACGAUGCCUCAAGCCACCUCAGUUUAAUAUUUCUGUUUGUCAAAACUGUGUAAAUGUUACAGUGAAACUUCCACCUCUAUUACUUAAAAUUUAUCAAAAACUUGAUUAUAGAAUCACAGUGGAAACAGCUGAUUUCAAGGAAAAUCGUAUUGAUAAUACAACCCAACAGGAUAGUUUCUUCACUAUUCUUGAAGAUUUGCAUCCAAAUAAAAAUUAUUGCAUUGCUGUUCAGGUGUCUAACAGUUUUAAAUCCCAGUGCACUUCCACCAUUCCAAAAUGUAUUAUGCUUGACUCCAAUAACAGACAAGUUUAUACUAUACUUUCAAUCUUGGCUCUAUUAUUACUAUUCGUGGGACUAAUUCUGGUUUUCCUAUGUAUGACUGGUUUCAUUUACUUUAAAAGGAGAAUAUCACCAAAUGUCUUGAACAUCAAACCUAACAUGGCUUGUUCAGUCUUUGGAUCAGAUCUUGAAGAAAUUUGUGAUGUCCAAGUCCAGGAAAGUAACACAGUGCAACAACAUAGUGAGGAUGAGAACAGUGAAAGCGAUGAUGAGAGUAACUUUGAUACCAAAUGUGGCAUCUUUAACAAGAUUACACCAUUCUCUGAUGUGGCCAUCACUCAGAAGCUGUUCACAGGUUGCUCAGCUACUACGGAUAAAAUAACCAGAACUUUAGCAGAAAAAAAUCAGAAUGAUAUUGGCAAAGGCAGCCCACUUACCCAAUUAUGUCUUUCUGAAGUGAAUUCUGCCCAUGUAGCAGAAUCAGAAUGUACAGACUGCUUAAAUGUAGACUUAAAUACUGUGAUGAUAAGAAUAGCAGCUGAAAAACUGGAUAGUUCUACAUUUGACCAUGAAGAUAUACUACAGUUGAAUGAGCCUUGCAUUUCUGAUGCAUUUGAACCAAACCAGUCCACUGAAAUGCCAGAUAGUCAGAACUUUGAUGUUCAAAGUGCUCUCUGUUCAUGGGAAAAUCUUAGUGUCUCUGGAGAAAGUGAAUCAUCUUAUUCAGAAACAGAAUGCACCAGUGGAUAUAUGAGAAGAUGAAUCCACGAAAAGCAACACAGCUUCCUCUGUCCCCCUCUUUGAAAGGCACCUUUGGGGGGUAGUAAUUUAGAACCGACAAAUAUUUAACUAUUUCUUCAUUCCAAAUUAACCCUAAAAUGAACUUGAGAUUCACUUGAACAAGAAACAGUGUUGGCACUCUGUCUGCAUUUAUAUUGCAUAUGGAACUUUGUUCCUAUAGAUAUCAAAAUAUAAUGUAAUUAAGGUUCGGCAAGAAUUAAUAAAAAGCUGGAAUAUAGUUAAAUGUCAA